AUGCGGCAAUCUCUCUAUUAUGGAACCACGCUGUGCAAGUUUUUCGAGAAGGGCAAGUGCUCUCGAGGAAAUAAUUGCAACUUCGCGCAUGGGCGCAGACGACUUCGUGACAAGCCGGAUCUUGCUAAGACAAAGUGGUGUGCUACCUUCCUGGAAAGUGGCUCGUGCCCUCGGGGCGAGGAAUGUCCUUAUGCGCACGACACGGAUGAGAAGCGUAAGUAUCGCGGCAAACAUGUGGUCUCGGUAGACCAGGCGGCUGAGCUGUACAUCUCGGAUACCUCUGAUGUUCUGGAAGAGUCAAUCCCAACAGAACAGCCCGACUCAUCGGUUGCUGCCGGCAGCAGCCACACAAAUGCCUCGGCAUCGACUCGCCAAAAGCCCGAUUUCGAGGAGUCAGACACAUCCGGAGAAGUGGCGCCUACGAGCGGAAGAAGCGAGCCUGACGAAGCGGCCUCUCAAGAUUCUGACGUACCUUACGGUGGCCCGGUUCUUGAUGUCUCCGUCAGGAACACAUUCCUGCACUUUCAGGAGCAGUCUGAGGGCAGCGGCCUACGUCGGUCUGCUUCCUGGUCCGAAGGGGUCCCAGGGACAGCAGAAGCUCAAGAGCGGUCCGAUCGAAGCGGGUCAGAUCGGGAAGCUGUGGCGCUACAGCUCUCAACUUUCGAGGUACCAGCUUGA
Molecule: messenger RNA, 678 nt
Organism: Symbiodinium sp. CCMP2456
Lineage: Eukaryota; Dinophyceae; Suessiales; Symbiodiniaceae
Source: the annotation of a GenBank genome assembly